AUGAAACAGGACGAGUACAUCAUGGACACGAAUGAUAGCAGCAUUGUUUCGAAGAGAAGCGUGGCGAGGUUCUACCUCCACAACGAGCCGGAUCUCUACGAAUCGUUUGUGAAGAAGUUUCAGCGGAGACACCCGCUUAUAAAUAGGGGAUACUGGCUACGGAUUCAGGCUAUUGACUAUGGUGUACUUUACUUUCUACGACAGCCGAGUCCCGGUUCCAGGAAGAAGGUGAUCGUGAACCUUGGCUGUGGCUAUGAUCCGCUGCCCUUCAGGUUCUGGCACAAUCAUCCAGCACUGCGUAAAGACACGAUCUUUGUAGAUGUUGAUUAUCCCCAGCUAUUGCAGGAGAAGAAACAAAUGAUACUUGAGAGUGAUGUGCUUGGAGCAUCCUUUCCACCGGGAGAUCUUGUCCCCUCGGAAGGAGACGUCCUCCUGAAGCAUCCACACUACCUGGCCGUUGGCUGCGAUCUUCACCAGCUCGUUAAACUAGAGCAAGUAUUGGAAGAAGAACUCAGCUUCUCCGAGCAGUCAAUACUCUUCGUCGCUGAAGUGUCCAUUGCGUACAUGAGCGUAGAAGGCGCAGAUGCAGUCAUCCGCUGGGCGAGCUCUUUCGAAGACAGCCAGUUCUGCUUGCUUGAGCAAUGUCUACCAGAUGGACCUGACCACCCAUUCGCUCAGACAAUGAUCAAGCACUUCGACAAGCUCCGGACUCCGCUUCGCAUCAUACGUGAUUACCCGACUCUUGCAGAUCAGCGUUACCGCUUUAUGAACUCUGGGUGGCCGCAAGUAGACCUAACCAGUCUAUGGAAUUUCUGGAGCAACGACCACUGCAUUCCCCCUGAGCAGAGACGUUCUCUCGACGCUUAUGAACCUUUCGACGAAUGGGAAGAAUUCGCACUGUUCGGUAGUCACUACUUCUUGUUGAUUGCUGGGAAGGCGGAUCAUGUCCGCCCGCCCUUAGAAUACUUCAUAGCGUCCCGUGAGCCAUGCGUGCGGACCCGGUCUACAGCAAUGAGAGCAAGCGGGCCCUCCGAUGGACGAAGCAGGCCGAAUUAUACUGUCCGUUCAGCCGACAGUGACGAUCGCCGCCGCUACGCCGCCGCCUUUAUUCUAAAUAACACGGCAGUAGCUCUCCAUGGCGGUCUCGGCGCACAGGCUCGAGUGAACACCUGCCAGAUUUAUCCAAGGAACGUGUCGUUACCAGAGAACGUGGAUGGACCGCCCCUUCCAGAAUCACUGAUGUGUCAUACCAUCACCAAUCUGAGUCAUGACGAAUGUGUCAUGGUCGGCGGACGAACGUCUCCAAGUCACGCGAGCUCUCAAUGCUGGUUUAGGGGACAGGGCCAGUGGAAAGAAGUACAGCCUCUACUGCCUGGACGGUACCGGCAUUGUGCGGUGAAGGUGCACGUCAAUACUCCAGAAGGCCCCAUCGCCGGUGUUCUUGUUUAUGGCGGCAAAUCCAGUACUGGCGAGGUUCUGUGCGAUUGGAAUCUUUGGACUCCCACAUCCGGUUGGAAGCAAGUUCCAAUCUAUCCCGAUGACAUGCCCGCGCGGUUUGGAGCCGCGCUUGCCACAACAAAUGCCGAACUGACCGAAGGGACCCUAUUCGGUGGUUUAUCAGCAGGCGGCGAAUACGUCACGGACUGCUGGAUUUGGCGGCUGCAUGUCGAGGAGUUUCCAGUGAUCAGCUGCGCCGAAGUCAGCGGCACCAUACCAAAAACUUUGCGUAGGUUUGGCGCCAGCCUCGUCCACUCCAGAUGGGGACUACUGCUUGUUGGAGGUGUGUCACAAUCCGGCUGCCUCAAGAGGGAGGACGAGGUAGCUGUUGUAGAGGUGAACAUGGAAGAGCCAAGAGUGGAGGUUAGGAGCCUAGAUAUCAUCCCCGCCGGAUUGCCACGUCCCCUGUUGAUCGGCUCAAGCGCUGCAACCCUCGCAAACGGCGAUGUGAUCGUUGCUGAAGGCGGAGCAGUCUGCUUCUCUUUCGGCAGCUUCUGGAAUACUGGAUAUCUCCGACUCACUAAAGGGGACGAUCACAUCACAUCAGCCAAGGAAGUUCAAGAGCCUCUACCUCUGCCAUGCAGCGAAAUAUCAGGACAUGCCACUCGAAGGAUUGAACUCAACAAUUCCGGGGAUGCUGCUUCAUUACUAGCGACAAGCGGUUCAUUUCGCAAUGGCACACAUGAUAAUCUCCCAACUAAAUCACCUGAUGGUCCGGUUGCUGAUCUUGUUGCUGAGCAGCCGUGGUUAUCUGCGAACCUACCACAAGUAACUGCAGUAUCGCGGAUACAUGUAAAUACAGAACAGGACUUUGACGGGUUGUUAACCAGUCGACAGCCUGCCAUUAUCGAAGGGCUCGACAUCGGCUCAUGUACUCGACUCUGGACACUCGAUUACCUAGAAGACUGCAUCGGUGCUGACCGCCCGGUCAUCGUACACUCUUGCCCUACAGAGCGCAUGACGUUCCAAACGAAGAACUUCUCAUAUACCAAGCAAGCCUUCGGAGAAUUCCUGAAGGCUACAAAGUCUGGUGAGAAGCUUUACCUCCGAUCAGUAGCUUCUAAACAGCCGGCGAAACAUCCGACAAACCUAGAGAAGGACUUCCCCGCCAUUGCGGCGGACUUCAAGCUGCCACCGCAACUAGCCAAAGUAACGGAGACUAUGCACAGUUCUCCCUUGAGAAUCUCAGGCCCCGUCACGCUGUGGCUACACUACGACGUAAUGGCGAACGUCCUAUGCCAAGUGCGCGGCACGAAGACUCUGAGGCUCUACCCACCUGCAGACGUCCUGCAUCUGGCCUUCCCACCAGGAGCGUCAAGCUCGAAUAUCAAUGUCUUCACGUCCAACCAUGCUCCAUUGAGGUUCACGCACCCGCACGAAGCGGCGCUACGACCUGGAGACGUGCUCUUCAUCCCACCUUUGUGGGCACAUACCGCGACUCCGACGGAUGGCGUGAGCGUGGCCGUGAACGUCUUCUUUCGCAAUCUGGAAGAGGGAUAUGCCGCUGGGAGAGAUGUGUACGGUAACAGGGAUUUGCAAGCCUACGAAAACGGUAGGAGGGAUGUUGAGAAGAUCGUGAAGGCUUUUGAGGGGGUGCCGAAGGAUAUGGGUAGGUUCUACUUGGAGAGACUUGUUGCGGAGUUGAAGGAGAAGGCAGGGCUUUAG
This is a messenger RNA of Coniosporium apollinis CBS 100218, 3162 nucleotides long. RefSeq lists its product as uncharacterized. Lineage: Eukaryota; Fungi; Ascomycota; Dothideomycetes. Gene Ontology annotation, biological process: wybutosine biosynthetic process; tRNA methylation. Bases 1 to 3162 code for a protein of 1053 amino acids. The record is from RefSeq and is a predicted model, not a curated record. Gene Ontology annotation, molecular function: tRNA methyltransferase activity; protein binding. The transcript is spliced from 2 exons.